Molecule: messenger RNA, 2172 nt
Organism: Vitis vinifera (wine grape)
Lineage: Eukaryota; Viridiplantae; Streptophyta; Magnoliopsida; Vitales; Vitaceae
Product: cationic amino acid transporter 8, vacuolar
Exons: 1
Coding region: 138-1853 (571 amino acids)
Biological process (GO): amino acid transport; transmembrane transport
Cellular component (GO): plasma membrane
Molecular function (GO): amino acid transmembrane transporter activity
Source: RefSeq, a predicted model, not a curated record
GCAAGUCAAGGGGCCAGUCAAGGGGCCAACCAAUCCCACUUCCUCUUUUCCCUAUGUUUCAUUUUCAUUAAUCUCACCUCUCAUCGCCGACACCCGUUCCUAUCUCUCCUCACUUCUCUUCUCCAAUCUCCACCACCAUGGCCGAGCAGACCCAAAAUCACAAACCCACAAGAAGCUAUUGGAGAUGGAGUAAACAAGACUUCUUUCCAGAAGAGUCUUUCCAGAACUUGGCUUCAUACAAAACUGCUCUUUCCCAUACAUGUUUCAGGCUCAAGGACCGUCUUCUGAACCGAUCCUCCGUUGCAAAUGAGAUGCUUCUUUUCCAGGAGAGUGAAAACGCCAUGAAAAAGUGCCUCACCUGGUGGGACUUGGUCUGGAUGAGCUUCGGCUCAGUUGUUGGAUCUGGCAUAUUUGUGAUCACUGGGCAGGAAACUCGUUACGAUGCCGGACCCGCCAUUAUAUUAUCAUAUGCUGUUUCGGGUUUCUCUGCAUUGCUUUCCGUGCUUUGUUACACCGAGUUCGCAGUUGAAAUACCCGUUGCAGGGGGGUCUUUCUCUUAUCUUAGAGUAGAAUUAGGCGACUUUGUUGCAUUUAUCGCGGCCGGGAACAUUCUCUUGGAGGCAAUUGUUGGUGCUGCUGGUCUGGCUCGGUCUUGGUCCUCCUACUUUGCCAGUAUGAUCAAUACAGACACCGAUUUUUUGAGAAUUCGGGUGAGUUAUUUUGCAGAUGGUUUCAAUCUAUUGGACCCAAUAGCAGCAGUUGUUUUGUUAAUUGCAGACGGUAUAGCCAUGAGCGGGACUAGGAGGACAUCUAUUUUGAACUGGAUCAGUUCUGUGUUGAGUUUUAUGGUAAUUUUGUUUAUUAUUGUAAUUGGGUUCAUUCGUGGCAAGACUUCAAAUUUGGUCCCCUUCUUUCCGUAUGGUGCAAGAGGGGUUUUCAGGGCUGCGGCAGUUGUGUACUGGUCCUAUACCGGUUUCGACAUGGUUGCGACCAUGGCUGAAGAAACCAAGAAUCCCACCAGAGACAUACCACUGGGUUUGGUUGGUUCGAUGUCAAUGAUCACUGUUGUUUAUUGCUUGAUGGCCUUGGUCCUUUCCAUGAUGCAAAAAUACAACGAGGUAGAUGCAAAUGCUGCUUAUUCGGUUGUGUUUGAAAAAAUUGGCAUGACAUGGGCUAAGUAUCUUGUUAGCAUAUGCGCCCUCAAGGGCAUGACCACGAGCAUGCUAAUUGGAGGCCUAGGGCAAGCUCGAUACAUGACUCAGAUCGCAAGAGCUCAUAUGAUUCCCCCCUGGUUUGCCCUCGUUCACCCACGGACCGGAACCCCCAUAAAUGCAACUCUACUCAUGGCCAUACCCGGUGCUACGAUCGCUCUUUUCUCUAGUUUGGAUGUCUUGUCUAGUAUUUUUUCAUUCAGUACACUCUUAAUCUUUAUGUUGGUCGCUGUUGCACUGCUCGUGAGGCGAUAUUAUGUGAAGGAUACCACUGCGAAGCGUGAUUUGGUCAAAUUUCUGGCUUGUUUAAUUGUUAUCAUUGGAUCAUCGAUUGGAAUAGCAGUGCUUUGGAAUUCAAACACGACAGAAUGGGUUGGAUAUGCAGUGGGAGCAUUUUUGUGGUUUCUCGGAACUUUGGGGAUGGGGUUGCUUCCAAAGCAGCGAGUUACAAAUGUCUGGGGUGUUCCACUUGUCCCCUGGUUGCCAUCACUGUCAAUUGGGAUGAACCUGUUUCUCAUAGGAUCACUGGGUUAUCAGGCAUUCUUGAGGUUCUUCAUUUGCAGUGCAGUAAUGCUAAUUUACUACUUUCUUGUUGGUCUCCAUGCAACUUAUGAUAUGGCUCGUCAGAAUCAACAAGCAUAAAUUCGAGAUGAGCUCCUGAAGCUCUGAAGGAGCUAAUGGAGAAAGGCUGUUGAACUGUUGUUGCAGAUGCGGUUCUGGAUUCUAGGCAGUUCAUUACAGGCAUUAUUAAUCCCUCAGGCACCAUGGUGGAGUUAAUUGGUAAUGGAAUGAAAAAAUAAGGAUUUAGUUCAGGUCAGGUCUAAUUCACUCCUGUCUCUUCUGUUCCAAACGUAGUAGAUGGCUUUCCCUGUUUCUUUUUGUCGGACUGGAUCAUUAAGUUGCUCAUUUUGCCAAGUGACCAACAAGGAUCACAAAUGGCCAAAGCCAAUUUGCUGCUUGA